GAAGUCCGGCCACAAACAGCGGAGAGCGGGAAGGUUUAUCGGGCAGACGAAUUGGUCUGUCCAUCCAUACAGAGGAUAGGACACGGGAGACAGGUCAUCCCCGUCUGUUGGUAUCUGCCCCCGCUUCCUCUCUCUGUUUCCGGUCGUCCCAUCCGCAUUAGCUUCCAGCGAGGAGGAGAGGUAACUGACCGGACACGUGGCGACGAGGACGUCUUGAGAUAGGCGAGAGCACCUGGCCCACGGUGAACAGGGGCGGCGUGUAGAAUUCCUGGAAUUCCUGACCGGUGGUUUCCAGCGGUGGGUGGUUGUUUCUGAGAUUAAUCCAGUUAGGGCCUUGAGAGGUGCCACGCGGAGCGGGGAUAGGAUAUCGGCCAUCAACUCUAAGAAUAGAUCAUUCUCUCCCUAUCCAGUAAUCAAUGAAUCGACCGAUCCAUCAACCAAUCAAUCAAUCAGGUGAUCGACCGAUUCAUCGAUCAAACAUUCAUCAUCCGACCGUUGGUCGUACCAUUGUUCCAUGACUGCAUGGGUUCCUCCCCUUACAUUGACACAGUAAUUGUCGUUAGUUGGGGGACAUUGAGCUGUCUAUCAAUCGACCGACCUGUUGCCGGACGUGGUUCGGCUCGCUAUCUGUCUGACAGGGCAAAACAUAGUAGGAGUCUGGAGAGAACAGGAAUUGUCCCGGUGUUCGACGGAGUAGCUAGGGAAUCGGAUGUGCGAAGCGGCCAAACUGUGUUAAAUUGGGAGGGUGAAUUAUGCGGCGACGGGUGGACCGACAGAGGAGAGAUGUCGGAUGAUCGUGCAGGUGCAUGUGCGGCAUGAGGGACCCUGUUUUCGGGAAUUGAUUGAGUGAUUGCUUUGAUUGAUUGGUUGGGAGGUUGGUGUGACUGGUUGAUUGGAAGAUAAUGUGAAUUGUUGAUUGAUUGGAUCGCCGAUUUGUGGAUUGAUUGGCUUGUCUUUUCUCGCGGUCGUCUUGUUCUUUAUGUUCACUCGCUGUCAUCCGAAUCGACAGCUUGGUGGCUGGUGGACCGGUCGUCGGAAGCGACUCAGCUGUGUCUGGUGGACCGGUCGUGGGAAGUGACUCAGCUGCGAGUUCACCAUGUCCAAGCGGCGGCAUCUUCGCUAACAAGAUUAACAACUGUCUUGUACGUAAUCAGCAGGGCUUGAUCCCGGGGUUGCCUUCACAGUUGCACCGCUUUGCGUCCCAUUAUCAUCUCUGAGAAGCGGGAAUGGCCGCUAAGUGCCAACUCUCGCCUAGGGUACUUCUCUAGGGUGUUUUCCUGAUCGAACAUAGUUCGUUCUGCUAUCUGCGGGAACGAGUUGAAGGAAGCGCGUUUGAUUCCUGGAGCGGUGGGUGCUUGUCUGACUCCCACGUGGCGUCUGUGAUAUCUGCCACGUCAGGAAGCAUCAAACAGUCACACGUCUGACUGUUUGUCUUCCCCUCUCCCAUUCUGCACGAUCUUCCCGCAAGGGAGGGGGGAAACACACAGAGAGAGAGAGAGAGAGAGAGAGAGAGAGAGAGAGAGAGAGAGAGACGAGCAAUGGUGAAGCUUACACUUAUUGCGAGGGUGACCGAUGGGUUGCCUCUCGCUGAAGGUUUGGAUGACGGAAGGGAGCAGAAGGAUUUGGAGGCGUACAAGAAACAAGCGAAAGAGUUGUUUAAGAAGAUGUCUCAAGGGCCGCCCCCUGCAUCGAGAAUGUCGUAUGAGACCGGGGCGUACGUUUUUCACUACAUUAUUGAGGGAGGGGUUUGCUACCUGACACUCUGCGACCGUUCGUACCCUAAGAAGCUAGCGUAUCAGUACUUAGAGGAGCUUCAGAAGGAAUUUGAGAAAGUCAACAGGUCUCAAAUUGAGACUGUCGCUCGUCCUUAUGCCUUCAUUAAGUUCGAUACCUUCAUUCAGAAGACGAGGAAACUUUAUCUUGACACUCGUACCCAGAGGAAUCUCGCGAAACUGAAUGAUGAUUUGUACGAAGUCCAGCAGAUCAUGACCAAGAACAUCCAGGAUGUUCUUGGUGUGGGUGAGAAACUGGACCAUGCCACCCGUUUAUCUCAUAACUUGAAGGCAGAGACGCAGCAGUACAAAAUGAAGGCCAAGGAUCUCAGCAGGCAGGCGUUGAUUCGAAAAUGGGCUCCGAUCGGGAUCGUCCUCGUUGUCGUCCUCCUCCUCCUCUUAAUCAGGCGCAUGUUCUCGUCCGGCUGAUGACCUACUCACGGACGCAAUCAAUCCUUCUUCGGUUGAUUGCUGGUGGAGUUCGGUCAAUCUUCCUGCUUAUGGCGAGCUGUUCUCAAACCGGAGCGUCGCCUUUGUCUGCUGUAUUGACGCUGCAGGCAAAGCGUUUGUUCAUGAUGAGAAGGUCGAUCUGUCAUCACACACAUCCUAUGACUUGCGCCAGACAGGCCGGCAGGGGGGCAGGCAAGGAGGCAGGCAAGCAGGCCGGCAGUCAGGCAGGGAGGCAACCGGGCAGUCGGGCGACCAGGCCCGAUAGGCAGGCAGGUAGGCAAAUCAAGCAGGCAGGAGGUAAGCAGUUACGCACCGUUGUUUAGGGUUAGAGGAGCGUCAUGCAGCCACCCAGCCCUUCGGCAGAUCUUUCGCCAUCCGACUUAUGUGAGUGGGAGGAGGGUGGCUUAGGGCAGAAAGGGAUACAUGUCUCGGCCUCCUUUUGUCAGGGAACGUGUAUGGGUUCCUUAUGGCACCUUCAUCUUUGAUGCAGGAAGGACCAGCGGAAGUAGGAGGAGGCGAGGUGGGCGUUCUCCGCUUCCAUCGCGGAAGGAGUUGUACGAGGAGAAACAGAAGCUCGCAUGCUAGCAGGGGUGUGGCGACCGGUCUGUUCGGAUUUGCUGGGUAUUACGGUGAUUGCGAUCGAUAUGUGCUGUCGAUGUCUUCGGUUUGUGGGUUGGAGAUCGUUGUGUGCCGGUCUUGGUAUUGAGAUUUGUUGAUUGGCGUCACGGGGGGUCAUCCACCCACGGGCGGGUGCUGCUCUCGAAGCUUGAUGGAGCGGGACGCGAUACCCUAGGAGGCUAUAUUUGGGCGCGGGCUGGAAUUCCGGUCUUUUAUCACCCCACCCUGACGAGGGAGUUUGGGCACGGAAUUGGAGUUUGUUCUUUUAUUAUAUAAUACGACGAAGCAAAUGUCGCGGGGCUCACAUCGAUGCAUCGUAGUAUCGAUGCAUCGUAGUAUCGAUGCAUCGUCGCAUCAUGCCGAUGCACCACCCUUACGAGAGGGAAUUUGGGCAUGGACUGGAGCUCGCGUCUUAUACCAUCGUCGAAUACGAAGCAAAUGUCACGUGGCUCGCAUCGGAGCAUCGUCGCAUCAUGCCGAUGCAUACGGAUGACACGUAAUUAGACUGACGUGGUGAUGACAUCUGCCGUCUUCACUCGAAUAGAUCAUCCGGGCAUUAUAGCUGUUUUGGGGGUGUCCAGAUGCAGCGAUGAUAACCGGGCGUUCUAUUCGGUUGAAGACGGUAGUUUGAUUGCCUCCUCCUUGGCCGUCCGUCCUUUGUGGUGCCGGGUUGGAGAAAGCAAAAGGGGCAACGUGGGAGAGGUGGUCCCCAUGCUGGCAUUUCUCUCUCCUGUUAGCAGCUAGUACCCUGCACGAUGCUACAAUAUAGACAGAAGUGUUCGAGAUUCUGCAAUUUUCCGGUGGAUCAAUACCCUCUUCCCCCGAAUAGAACGUGCCGUCGUUGUCGUUGUCGCUGUAUCUUAGAUUGGAUGUUGCCUCUAAUUUUCAGCUAGAAUGACCGUAGGUUCUGUUCGGGGGAAGACGGCAGUGCCCGAUUUACUAUAAUGGAUCGGUUGUGACGCGAUUUCAUGUGGUUGUCGCAAGAUUGAGGGUUCUGUUCGGGUCGAUUGAAUUGCACUGAAGAUGGUGUGUGGGGGAUUCGAAUUUCAGCGAGAAGAGAAAGAGAUCGUGAGCUUCGAAAAAGCUGGAUUUUCUCGAAGUGCAUCCUUUUCCGGAUCUCUCUCCCGAUCAUUCCCCUAGAUGAAUGGCGGGCCAGUGGGAUUUUGAGAGGGAGGGAGGGAGGGAGGGAGGGAGGGAGGGAGAGGAGAGAAGGGAGAGGAGAGAAAGAAGGUAGGAAGAGGGUGGAAACCCUAGGGAAGUAUUGGGAUGCGUGUCUCGAAUUCUUGUAGUGAGCUUGAUUUUCUACUUGUCCUUCACCGUGCCUGCCACACUUGACUUUUGGAAUAAUAAUUUGGUUGGCUCUGAAAUGCCAUCCACGGUUUGAUGGUUCCCUGGCCCGUUGAUUGUUGCGAUGGCUAGCUUCCCUGCCUACCUGGUGGUAUUGUUGAUAUUUCAGCUGAUGUAGAUGCGUUAGUAUUUUUUAUGGCGGGAAAUUGGCUUGGAAGUCGUCUCUGUUUUUUUUUUAGAAUGAUUGCGGGACAUUCAUUUUGACUGGUGGGCUAUUGGUCCAGUGAAUUCUCCAGUACUUAUAGAUAGGUUACUUCGGACUGAGCGGUUCGUGCAAGGAUUGACAAAAUGGCGGCUCGGUUUUGCCGAUGACUUCUCUGUCGAGAAAGACAUAUUCGAUAAAGCAGCCAUGGAGAU
This is a messenger RNA of Chara braunii, 4544 nucleotides long. Lineage: Eukaryota; Viridiplantae; Streptophyta; Charophyceae; Charales; Characeae. The record is from the annotation of a GenBank genome assembly.